Molecule: messenger RNA, 753 nt
Organism: Armigeres subalbatus
Lineage: Eukaryota; Metazoa; Arthropoda; Insecta; Diptera; Culicidae
Exons: 4
Coding region: 133-708 (191 amino acids)
Source: RefSeq, a predicted model, not a curated record
UUCAGUUUCAGUCUCUUAUCUAUAUCGUAAGAGCUAUCGCUACUAGGAAUCUAAAUGGUAUUUAAUUGAGUAGAGGAAACAGUCCUCCCAUUGCCAAAGCUAACGGUUGAAAAUGACAUUUAGUUUGCCUCAAUGUGGGAAAAUGUACGUUCUGAAAUUGAGUUCUAUGUGUUGAUUUUUAAACACACUUCAAACAUGCUGAGUGGGGCAGGAUUUAUUCUAUCUUCAGCAGGAAUUUUAAAAGUAAUCUCUCUGUUAUGCUUCAUAAUCGGAGGAUUGAUUUUCGUCACUUCCGGGGAUUGCAAUGAGUCGCGUUUCUGGGCGGUCACCUACAUCAUAACCACGACUGUAAGUGCCAUUCUAGCAAUGCUGUCAUACACAUUAUAUGCGCUCGAUCUGAUAAAGUCAAGCACAGCGCUCAAAAUACAAUACAUCGCUGAGAUAACGGUGGCCUAUAUCGUGUUUGUUCUGCUACUGAUUGUUUCCAUCAUUAUGAUGACACAAUGCACCAGCAAAAAGUAUACCCUAGACUAUAUUCCAGAGCCUCUGACGAUAAUUGGAGCAGUUCUAAUGGCUAUCGGUGGAACGCUUUUAUUUCUCGACUGGCGCUCGAAGGAACGCAUCGAUGAUAUUCAGAUGAAUAUCCCACGCUCAUCACAAUCGCAACGCACCAACCCUCAUCUCUCAAGAAAAUCAAUACUAGUUUAGCACUCUCAUGUUAGAACCAGUUUAUUAAACAUCAUCAAAAGCGAA